Messenger RNA from Notolabrus celidotus (New Zealand spotty), 5070 nucleotides. RefSeq names its product solute carrier family 6 member 3 (gene slc6a3). Gene Ontology annotation, cellular component: neuronal cell body membrane; plasma membrane; presynaptic membrane. The record is from RefSeq and is a predicted model, not a curated record. NCBI's taxonomy places the organism in Eukaryota, Metazoa, Chordata, Actinopteri, Labriformes, Labridae. Gene Ontology annotation, biological process: dopamine uptake involved in synaptic transmission; sodium ion transmembrane transport. Gene Ontology annotation, molecular function: norepinephrine:sodium symporter activity; dopamine:sodium symporter activity. The transcript has 15 exons. The coding region runs from base 1 to 1827 and encodes 608 amino acids.
AUGUCCUCAGUUGUAGCCCCCGAAAAACCCACCUCCAACACAAUGGGCCCCAAAGAGGUGGAGCUGAUCCUGGUGAAGGAGCAGAAUGGGGUCCAGUUCACCUCGACCACCCUUGUGGCUCCUGCUCCAAAUCAGACCAACCCCAGUGGGGAGGAGGAGCGGGAGACCUGGGGGAAGAAGAUCGACUUCCUCCUGUCUGUAAUCGGGUUCGCUGUAGACCUGGCCAAUGUGUGGAGAUUCCCGUACCUCUGCUACAAGAAUGGAGGAGGUGCGUUCCUGGUGCCUUACCUGUUCUUCAUGGUGAUAGCAGGCAUGCCUCUCUUCUACAUGGAGCUGGCUCUGGGACAGUAUAACAGAGAGGGGGCAGCAGGGGUCUGGAAGAUCUGCCCGUUAUUUAAAGGUGUGGGCUUCACCGUGAUCCUCAUAUCCCUAUACGUUGGUUUCUACUAUAACGUCAUCAUCUCCUGGGCACUGUUCUACCUUUUCUCAUCAUUCACUGGUGAUCUACCAUGGGUCCAUUGCAACAACACGUGGAACAGUCCAAACUGCUCCGACUGGGCUGACAACAGCUCAGUCAGUGACAUUUACAAGGCCACCCCAGCACAGGAGUACUUUGAUCGAGCGGUCCUCCACAUCCAGGACAGUAAUGGGAUCCACGAUCUGGGGCGCCCACGGUGGCAGUUGACUUCCUGUCUGGCUGUAGUGAUUGUCCUGCUCUACUUUAGUCUUUGGAAGGGGGUCAAGACUUCUGGAAAGGUUGUGUGGAUCACAGCUACGAUGCCCUAUGUGGUCCUGACUGUGCUGCUGCUCCGGGGAGUCACUCUGCCUGGAGCCAUCGAUGGCAUUAAGGCAUACCUCUCCGUAGACUUCCUGAGACUCUGUGAUGCCAAGGUCUGGUUUGAGGCUGCAACACAGAUCUGUUUCUCUCUGGGAGUGGGGUUUGGUGUGCUAAUUGCCUUUUCCAGCUACAACAAAUUCAGCAACAACUGCUACAGAGACGCCAUCAUUACCAGCUCCAUCAACUCUCUGACUAGUUUCUUCUCCGGGUUUGUGGUCUUCUCCUUCCUGGGAUACAUGUCUCACAAGCACAACGUGCCACUGGACAAGGUUGCCAGAGACGGUGCUGGUUUGGUGUUUGUCAUUUACCCUGAAGCCAUUGCAACACUACCUGGUUCAUCAAUAUGGGCAGUUAUCUUCUUCAUCAUGCUUUUGACACUUGGCAUUGACAGUGCUAUGGGUGGGAUGGAAUCGGUGAUCACCGGGCUGAUUGAUGAGUUUAAAUUCCUCCACAAGCACAGGGAGGUGUUCACCCUCUUCAUCGUGGCAGCCACCUUCCUAAUAUCACUCUUCUGUGUUACGAAUGGUGGGAUGUACGUGUUCACUCUUCUGGACUACUUUGCUGCAGGGACAUCGAUCCUCUUUGGAGUGCUUAUUGAAGCCAUCGGCAUUGCUUGGUUUUACGGAGUGGACCGAUUCAGCGAUGAUAUCGAGGAGAUGAUUGGCCAGAGACCAGGAAUCUACUGGAGGCUUUGCUGGAAGUUUGUCAGCCCCUGCUUCCUUCUAUUCAUGGUGGUGGUGAGCUUUGCCACGUUUAACCCUCCACACUAUGGCUCCUAUAUGUUUCCUCCUUGGGCUAACAUGGUGGGAUGGUGUCUGGCCAUGUCCUCGAUGGCAAUGGUGCCUCUCUACGCCAUCUACAAACUCUGCACAUUGCCUGGGAAGUUCUGUGAUAGACUGGCUUAUGCCAUCACUCCAGAAUCAGAGCAUCACUUGGUUGACAAUGGUGAGGUCCGGCAGUUUACACUGCAUCACUGGUUGGUAGUCUGAAACACAAAAAGAGAGUAAGAAGAGAGAGAGGAUGAGAGUAUGGGUCUUGGGUGGAUGGAUGAGUGCAAAGCAAAGGUCUGAAGAGCUAAAAAGAGAUAGCUAUUUAAAUAAAGCCCAGCGAUGGCGGAGGUGGUGAUAGCCGUUUUAAAAGUGCCGACAAAAACCCAUAAAUUGUAGUGUUUUUAAAUUUCAACAGUGGAUGUGUAACGCUGCGCACUGACCCUCUUCACUGCCGUGUUCACACUGGUGAGUGAGAUUCAGUGACGCAGCACAUGUGUUGUUCGGAGUACUUCUUCCAUUACUAUAAAACUCUGGUUUGAGGAAUAUUGUGCAAGUUUUAAGGUUUUGCACCUGUAUUUGUUACAAUACUACUUUUCAUUUGGAGCGAGCAUAAAGCAAGUGAAUGGAUCCAUUUCUUUCAUAUUCACAUUGUGACAAGUGCAAGGUGACUCAAAAUGAAACAGUAAAACUCAAAGCUGCAUGGUAUUAACGAGGCACAGUGUACAAUAUAGAGAUUUAGUAUUUUGUUAAUAUACAUGGUUUGAGUAUAUCCAGUCACACAGAAGAGUUUAUUUGUAAAAUGCAGGUUUUUUUAUUUAUAUUUAUUUAUAUUAUCUCAGCCAGUUAUUCGAUUGGAUCCCAGUCCAUGUCCUUGUCUUGUUUGUAGUAUUUAUGGAGUUACUUGCUUUUCUUAAAGACUGUUAUAAUGCACCAGUUCCUGCUAACUUUGGGUAACAGACACAAUACAGUUUAUCAAAACACUUUACUGGAAUUAUCAUUUAUUACAUCAUCACAAAACUGUAUAAGUACCCAAGCUUCCUCACCAAACAUGAUCCUUUUUUCCAUAAACACAGAGGUCACAUCCAUUACAAGUACAUCCAUUACAAGUCAAGAGAAUUGAUUGGUGUGAGUUUUCAAAAGUUGAUUUGUUGUAGAUUAUAAGUCCAUCACAUAGUUGACCAUAUUCUAAACUAAAGAUCCUCAAACUUAAUUUAAAAAACAUUGAAACAGCUCCUAAGUAGCCUAAGCGAGUAAACACUGAAACAUGUAAUCAGUGACACAGAGACAAAAUGAACUACACUACUGAUCCACUCAACCAAAGACUUCAAUGAACUCAGAUAUCCAUCGAUUGCUUUCUCAUGAUAUGAAAAUACUUUGCCAAGGGAAUUUCUUUCAAUAGACCACUUGAUUGUUAAAUUUACCCUGCCAGGUAUGGAGGACAGAAGCUGCCAAACAAAAAGAGGAACAGUAUUAACAAAAGUGUCCAAACAAGAGUGGAGAUUAAUUGGUUGAUACAUUUUGACACAGAUACGUUAAUUCACUGAUCAAUAUAAACUAGAUCGUAUCUUACGGGGGAAGUAAUAUAUGGUUUUCAUCUUGUGCUUGCUCUGCCUCAUUCUUCAGUGUUAAAUUGAGUUCCCUGAUUAUGGACAGAUUGCUUUGAUUGAGUAACCACUAGCUAAGUGUUGCUACCUGUAGCCUCCGCUAGCUUGACUCAGCUGAACAUGGACCUUGUAGUCCCAAGCACUCUACCAAGUUCAUGAGCUCCGAGCCCUGAUUUCAUUAUUGACAUAUUUGCUUUGGAACACUGGGACACCAGGGAAAACAACACAGGGACACUAAUGGGGGCUUGAAUUGGGUGGUCAGCCAAAUACUGGGCUCAGGAGCUGGCAACAAAAACAUCCUCUGAGCAAAUGUUCCAGGUAGGACUUUGACUCUGGAAACAACAUACACAUGGCAGGUUCAGGGCAGCCCAGAGAGGCAAAAUGCACAUUGCUGUUUUCUCCUUUUUUAGAUGCCAUCUAAAUGCAGGGUCAACUCUGCAUGUCAGCAUGUAUAGUCGUUCCUUACACUCUGUUGUUGAUCAGCUAAUAGUUAAAAGUCAUACCCCUGAAUUAUUUUCAAUAAAAGCUCACUCUUUCACAUAGUAAGGAAGAAAUGUAAUGCUAAAACUCAAAUCUUAGCGAGUUCAUUUGUCAUACUUCUAGUUAAAAAUAUGUUAAUAAAUCAAAUAUAAGCCACAUUCUCAUGAGGAGUCCAGAUAAACAUUUAAUUUCAAGAUAGAACAAGUUUAAAAAAACACUUCGUUGCUUGUAAUAAGCGAAACUUUCUGCCAAUGUAGGGGGAAAAAUGUGCUCAAGUUUCCUGUCAUCAGAAUAAUGUCUGAUUAUUUCGUAAGACUUAACAAGUACAUUUAUUUAGUACAUUGGCAGGUGUUUUUUACGCAUUACAAGCAAUUCAGGGUAUUAUUUUUAGCUUAAAAAAUAGAUAAACAUACAUUUAAAAUAAGUUUAAAAUAAUUACAUAUUAAAAAAAUAACUAAUUGAAAUUAUUACUCAGUUUUUGGUUGAAAGUUCACUAAUAGUUAUGUUGUCUGAGCAACUGAUAGAUAGUGGAAUAAAUACAAAAGAAGCAAGAAUUUCAGAAGCAAAUUUAACUGAAAUAUCCUUCAGCGUAAAAACUAAAAAACUGAUUUAUGCCUUUUAACACUGCUAUUAUCGGUACAAGUAAUAAGUGUUCCUUUAUUCAUAGAGUUUUUGUUUUUACUAGUAUUGUUAUUUUUCUUCUGCAGCUUGUGUCCUCCAUAGCCAGGUCAGUCAUUGUAUCUUCCCAGUUGUAACAUGUCAGUGCAAGCACAUAUUUAUACCUAAUUAAAGAUUUGUGUUUUUUAUUCUGCACAAAGAUUCAGUUGUUGGUUUUGAAGCUAUGACUGUCACAUUUUCAGAAAGCAUAAAGCUUUAAUUUUACUGUUUACAGAAUCCAUUCCGAGUUUCACGACUGUUUAAAAAGCUGCUUUUUAUUGAACUGCAAAUGAACUGUGUGUAAUGUCAUAUAUGAAGUAAUUCAAAUUAUUCAUCUGUAAAAUUAAUGUAAUGUAGAGGGGCUCGUAUCGUAUUGUACUGUAUGAUAUUUAAUAACAAGAACUACAAGAGAAUAUAUGGGUUAUUGUUUUGUUAAUGUGUGGUAGACAUAUAUUAGCCUUAAAAAUCUUGAUGAGAAUUAAAUGGAAACUUCAUAUAAACCUUGUUCUCAUGAAGUCUUUCUGUUUUAUCAGAUCCAUCAUUUCAAACUGGUAAGACUUGUUUUCACCUUGUGGUACAUGUAACAAACUAAAGGGUUCAUUACGUCACAAAUUGUAUGCCUGUGCUGCUGUAAUGUGCCUUGUGGUGUUUCCAAUUGUAUGACUUUGUUUUGUACCGUCAAAUAAUGUAUGGUUAAUUAAAUUACAACAUAUUAAAUAUC